GGGUGUGGACUUAGAAAGGGGGCCGGGUAAAAGUGGGCGGACGGGUAGCUCCUAGUUUGUGCAUUUAGACUCUGAAGUUAUUGUCCUUGAGAACAGGAGGAUUUAGACUUGAAGAGACGCACAGCCAUCAAGCACACCGUCAACAUGCUGAUUCUCCUUGCUGCCAUCUUUGUCCUCCACAUCAUAGGCAUCAUCCUCCUCCUGGUGGCCACCAUUGACAAUGCCUGGUGGGUGGCCAACGACCUGUCCACUGACGUGUGGUUCCGGUGGAUUCAGACAGCUGGAGUGUGGAACACCACCGAUCUCCCCACAGGCUCACACUACCCAACUGAUUACCUCCAGGCGGUGCAGGCCAGCUCAGUGCUGGCAUGUAUAUUCUCCAUCCUGGGCAUCUUUGUGUUUGUGGCUCAGCUCUUCACCCUCCCGAAAGGAGAGAGGUUCACCAUCUCGGGCAUCUUUCAGCUCCUUGCCUGCCUGUGCAUCAUGAUCGCAGCCUCCAUCUACACCGACAAAUUCCACAUCGACGAGAAUUUCGGCUGGUACGGCCACUGCUACAUCCUGGCGUGGAUCUCCUUCAGCCUCACGUUCAUCUCCUCCAUCACUUACUUUGUGCUACGCAAGAAGACAGCGUGAGACGGACACUAGAACUAGCUCCAACCAGCCCGAAACCUCUGGCUGGAUCUACCCUCCCAGCUGAAAACUGGUUUUAGAUGGUGCAAACCGUGUUUAUAUUUUGCCCCGUUGUGGACAUCAGAUUUGAGCCGCUAGUGUAUAUUCAGCUACAGAUAAAGACGACCUGUUGACCCUCUCAAAUACAUAAUGGUGUUUAAUUGAGCCUGCUGUCCGAUAGUCGGGGUUCCACGAGUUCAAUCAAUCACAGUUGUAUUUGAGUGCAGUUUCAACCCGGAGUUUGGGCUGGAUUUCUAAGGCAUCGACAGAUUAAGCUUAUUUGUGUUGUUAAUUUAACAAAGUUUGCCUUACGAUGAUAAAUUAAGAUCUAUCCAUGUUUCUGGCUUUUAACAAAAGGCAGGUUGAAGAGUCUAAUGUGCAGUCUUUUUUUGUUGUUCUUGUUGUAAUGUACAUUUACGAAUGGAUAUGAGUGUUGGAUAAAAAGGGGCGCCUUUGAGAAUUUUUUUUGUUUAUCGUUUUUUUGUUCUCCUUCCCGUUAUCCUAUUGUUAGUUCAUCAACCUUAUUUCAUUUCUCUGCUCUGAUAUUAUUUUAAAUAAUUAAACAGAGCAACUACAACGUGACCGGCGAAGUCUUAAAAGUCUUUAAGAAAAAUCCAUCCCGUUGCAUAUUUUGUGUGUGUGAUCUAAGUCUAUGUGAAAAUGUCAAAUCAGUAAAAUAAUACAGCAGCUUUUGUUUUGUAAUUAUUUGUGAUUAGGGGUGUACACUACAGUAUUGUGUUGACGCUUGAUGCAAAGCUCAAAGACAGGACAGAGUAAUGAACCCCAGAGCAGCGGGACUUGAAUUCAUUUUCUGUUCGGUCCGCUCCAAAAGCAGCAGAACACAAUAUUUGAGAAUAUAUGAGAGAUUCCUAGUUUGUAUGACACGUACCUAAAUCCACUAAUAUAAUAUCUUUUUGACAGUUAAUCCACAGACGUACCGGUGAUAUGUGCUCUCUUUCCACCCAGUGUGACAGAAAGGCAAACCGCCUUGUAUCUUAAAGCGUGAGAUAUUAUUUGUAAAUAUGUCUUGUUUCCCAUAACUCUGCUCUGUAUGUCUAAUGCUGUUUUAUUUUUGCUACUGUUAUUGCUCAUUAUGGAUCUUUACGUCAUUAAAACUUGAUUUCCAACCAAA
This is a messenger RNA of Cyclopterus lumpus (lumpfish), 1801 nucleotides long. Its product is annotated as peripheral myelin protein 22-like. The coding region runs from base 145 to 633 and encodes 162 amino acids. Gene Ontology annotation, cellular component: plasma membrane. The transcript is spliced from 5 exons. The record is from RefSeq and is a predicted model, not a curated record. Lineage: Eukaryota; Metazoa; Chordata; Actinopteri; Perciformes; Cyclopteridae.